GAUCUCGGAGAGUGACUUUUUUCAAGCUGGCUCUGUCCGAGGAAAACAUUGAAUGCAGCGUUUUUAAACAAUACGGCUUCUCUCUUGACUUAAAUAUGUAUUUUAAGACGUGCCCUAUUUAACGUUGGUGCUGCAUGUCUCUCCCUAUGCACCAUUUUUCUAGAAUAGGAUUCACACCCUCCAUCUUCCCUGGUGAUUCAAUACGGUAUGAUGUGAUACUGGAACAUCAGUGAGCCAGUGGCGCCUGCUGGAAGAGUGGGAUAGAGCAUGGGAUUGGCCCCCUGAGACAGGAAACACACUCUUAUUCCUGAGGCGCUGAGGUCCCUGGCCCCUUAGGGCCACACGAUAGACUGCGAGCAGCUCUGAGGUAAAUUGCGGGGCUGAAGGGCAUCAUUACUGACCUUUUAUCUUUCUGCACAUUGGAUAGCCAGCCUCACCGGUGGUGAUGGAGUCUGAGGAGCCAGAGCUGAGGGAGUGUGAUGAGGCCUUUGAGUCAGAUGAAGGCGAUGUGGAGUCGUACGUUGAAGAGCCGGAGAGCAGCAGGGAGCUCCUGGAGAGGCUCAGGGAGCUGGAGGCUGAGAAUUCAGCACUGGCCCUUGCGAAUGAAAGCCAGAGAGAGGCCUAUGAAAGGUGUCUGGAUGAGGUGGCCAACCACGUGGUACAGGCCCUUCUGAAUCAAAAGGACCUGCGGGAGGAGUGUAUUAAGCUGAAGAUGCGUGUGUUUGACCUGGAGAGACAGAACAGAACCCUGACUGAGCUCUUUGCCCAGAAACUACACCCCCAGGCCAGCCGUCUGCAACAGUGGCAGUUGGUGUCUGUCCCGGAGCACAGCACAGAGCCCCUGACCAUGCACAGUGACAAGCUGCUGGUGUCCCAAAAUCAGGGGGAACUCAAGAGCAAUGAGGACCGCACACAGAACGGGUCAGCCUGCUCGGCCCGGGCCCCUGCCACCUCCAUGGAGGCCCUGUCUCCAUUCUUCAAGAAGAAAGCACACAUCCUAGAGGUCCUGCGCAAGCUGGAGGAGUCAGACCCACUCAAGUUCCACCCCUCCUCCUGCCUGUCCCAUCACCACGACCUGGGCCAGGCGCUGGUCUCCAUGGAGAGAGACCAGAUGUCCCUGGUGUCCUCUGGGGGGUUACCUGCCCCACAGCGCCUGGUGGCACACCCAUCGUCACACUGCCGCCACUCCAGCUCUGACUCGGACAUCCACGAUUACGGCAAUGGCGAAGGGGCUCUCCAGGAGGACCAUGCCCAGCAUCAGCAACAACAACACGGGGGCUGUCAGUCCUGCCACAUACUCUCCCAGAAGAGCAACCUGGACAGCCUGCUGAAGUGUGCCCAAGGCCAUGGUACCUCACACCAGGCCAGAGUGGAGAUCCUUAACGGGCAGGCCUGGGCAGAGGACCAGGGGGCGUCAGCACAGAGGACAGACCCUCCCCAGGCAGCGGCUCUCCCCCACCUCCUCUCUGCUGACAGCACAAACCAGUGCUACAUGCACAAAACAGCAUUGGACUCUCUAGAGCGCACUCCAGAAGGUCUGGGUUCUUCUGAUCCUUUCCUCUCCUCGUUAAUCCAAGCCAACCUCAACGGGAUGCUAGGGGAGGAGCCGAGGAAGUUACAAAGACACAAAGAUGAGCAUCCGUCCGGCAAACAACCUCCUCCGCCUCGGGCGGAUGUACAGCCCUCUCACGGAGAGGAUGUGAAGCACAUAAAGGCUGUCAUGGCAACGUCGCAGAGCCAGAACGAGGACAGUCCAGAGGAGGGCUGCUACCUGGAAGUAGAGGCAGCAGCGGCACACAAUGUGAACAACAGCCUGCACUCUUCUACCUCACACACAGACCAUGUUGCCAUGGAGACAGACCCAGGGUAUCCCGAGGAGCAGGAAGUGAGUGAUCAGAUCAGCAAUGGGCUCUACUUCUCCUCCAAUGAGACGUCUGUCUCCAAGAAGGUGGCGGUGGAGUCUUACUCUCCAGCCCCAGUGCCUGAGAGGACCAGCUCAGCUCAGGCCCUGCCUCCCUCUGGGAAGAGCAAGCUUGCACUCAGCCCCACCACUCCCUCCUCAGGUCUGUGUGAAGUCAAGCCCUCCCCUAUCUCCUCCCCGUCCCGGCUGCUCAAGUUCCUGAAGAUCCCUACAGGGAUCAACCAGGCACAACCAGGCAACCCCCUCCGUUUAAGUCCCCAGCUCACCCGCAGCUCCAAGAUCCCCUGCAGAAACAACAUCAACUAUGAGGUGUACCACUCUCCCGCCCUGACCCGCAAAGCCACCACCACGGAGAGGGAGAAGCAGCCAUCCUCAUCCUCCUCCAAAACAGACCCCUACCCUGCCACGCACUCCGCCCCCACCUCCCCACCCAAACCAGAGGACAGUGCGGACCCCACUCCCAUGGCCAAAGAAAUUGCUUUCAGCAGCCACUCUGCGCCCAAACCCAGCCUCAGCACAAAGGCACCCCCCUCCACCGCCCCUCAUGCACAAAGGGGUUCUCAGAAGGUGCCCCACUACGAGAAUGUCUGCCCCUCAGAUGGGACGCCCCAGUUCCUGGAGGGUCUUAAGACGUCCCAGUACCUCCCUUACCCCCAACCUGAGGGGCCUGUAGAGAAGCAGCGUCAGCAAGAUGAGAACCUCCGCAGCCCCUCGUCUUCACAGUACCCCGACUCGUCCCCAGGUACAGCUGACCAGGACUUCUCUGACCAGGACACUGACCAGGACACUGACUCAGAGAGCCCCGUCUGGCACAAGCCAAACCAACACUUCAGCCUCCCCUCCUCGUCCUCCUCCGCCGCCAGUAAAGCACACAGUAGUCGCCCCAGCUACUCCAGCAUGAGGGACAGGCACCAGGAGGUCCGGGCAACUCUGGAGCCCAGCCAAGAGAACUGUGAACCUGCCCAGCCAAUCCAGUCUGCAGCCAGGCGAGGUGACCUGUCGCCUGGGUACUCCACCCCCAAGAGACUGGUGCAGGGCAAUCCCCAGAGUGAGUCCAGUCACCACCCCUUCAAAGAGCGCCUGGCUGCUUUGGGAAAACUGAAGAGCACAGAGGACUUGCCAGUAGGUGCACAGUCCGUGGACAAGAAGGAUGCACAAAGUAACGUAGGUAAACCCCCCACCAACAAUAUUGAGAAAAGCAAGACCGCUGAAAGGCAAGGUGAGAGAACUGGGGCAGAGCAGCACAGAAAUCAGAAAUACACUGAUUCCCUGGAUGGGAAGCCCUACCCCAAAACCAGCCUCGGCAGUCACCCUAGGGUGCCAGGUCCAAUACAUGAAUCGGGCGCCAAAUCUUCAGCUACCCCAUCAUCGAUACCCAAGGGAGAGCAGGAGACACCGUUUUCUCCCAGGAUAUAUGUAGCAAAAGCAGAGGGUCCAAAGAUCAAGAUGGGCACAUCAUCCUCCAACACAGAGACUCCUCCAGUGGUGCGGAGCUAUGGGAAAUGCCCCAUCACCCAGAGCCACCACAGUAAAUCUGCCCCCAGCCCCCAAAACAGCCCCACUAAAGUCCCGUCAAAGUCCCCUUCAAAGGUCGGCCAGGCUUCCUCUUACCCCAGAGGGGUCAAACCCAUUCAUGAGGACCGUGCCCUGGCUCAGAGACACCCACUUCGGCCGGAGGACAAAACCAAGCUCACAGCUGGCAAGAAGAAGACCUUUGUCCAUGCAGAGAGCUUCCCGCCUCCUCCUCCUUUGCCACCGCGGCCAUCUACUGAAGCCAUCGCAAAAGAGGACAAGAAGCCGUACUCGUCUGGCCCACCCGUGCCCCAGUCUGCCAUUGAGCAAAAGGUAAUGCGUGGCAUCGAGGAAAACAUGCUGAAGCUGCAGGAGCAGGACCGGGGCCAGGCAGCCGAGCCAAAGCAGAAGGCCUCCAAUGGCAUUGCCAGCUGGUUCGGCCUGAGGAAGAGCAAGCUCCCUGCCCUCAGCCGCAAACCGGAAGUGUCCAAGCUCAAGAUCAACAUGUCCUCCUCUCUUUCGUCAUCCUCUGCCUCUGGCGGAGGGGCUAAGGACCCAAAGACAGGUGGUCCCCAGAAGGUGGUGGAGAGCCUGAACAUCUCCAAGCUGAUGGAGAAGGCAGAGGACCUGCGGAAGGCGCUGGAAGAGGAGCGGGCAUAUGUGAACAGGGUCGGAAUGGACCGCUCUGGCAGAGGCCACUCCUGUGAGGUGGUGAUGGACCAGGCCCAGGGCCAACUGUCACUCAUGUACAGAGGAAUGACAGCAGAGAACUUCAUGCAGCAGCUCCUCAACAGGGUGGACGAGAGGGGAGCUAUACCUACCACCUUUGGAAUGGCACACAGACGCCUCUCCUUUGACUCUAAGAGGUCGCGGCCCAACUUCAGUCACCAGAGGAACGGGAUCAGCCACACCAAGAGCAGGGGUUCAGAUAUGAUCGGCAAGGAUGAGGUCACAUCAGACGAGAGCUUGGCAGAGUCCAUUAGUUCUCAGCACUUUACAGGUUCUGGGGCCUCCAUGCGCACCCUCGACAGUGGCAUCGGCACGUUCCCCAUGCCAGACUACGCCAGUAGCGUGGCAGGGAAGAGCAUCCCUAAGGGGAAGCCACAGGGAGAGCAAGGGUUUUCUUGCUCCCAGGGGAAACAUGGAGCCAUGAUGAAGGUUCCGCGUAAGGCCCGUACACUGGAGAGAGAGCUGUCAUCUCUGGACGAAGUCAACCCGUUUGUCCUGUAUGGCUCAGGGCUGGAGGGAAAAGGUCCCAACAUGCACCUGUCCAGCACCAUCCAAGAAGACAUAGAUGCCUACGGAGCUCAUAUGCAAAAUCCCCCCACCAAGAACUGGACCUUUCCCAAUCUGAAAGGCUCUGCGGGAGCCACUGAUGUUUACUUGGAAGUGCAGGGAGACCUGGACAGCCAGGGGACCCCAUCCAGAAGGAGUUUGAAACAGUGUGUUCCCCAGCGCCCCCUGGCUACUGACCCAGGCAGCCUCCCCCUGCCACCCCAGAUGGGACUCAGCCAGCGGGGUAAGGGGCGGACGCCCAGUGCCCCGGAGGUGGGGAAGGAUGGAGGACUGGAGCUGGUGAAGGAGACCCCAGAGGACAUCCUGUCCCCGAGAGAGACGCCUGAAUCCCUCAGUGACUCCCUCUACGACAGCCUGUCCUCCUGUGGCAGCCAGGGCUGACAGGCCCUAGGACCCAGGGACAGAGAGGGGAGCAGAGAGAGAGAGAGAUGGACCAACCGACACCCUUUAAACCACUGCUAAAGAUGCACCUCCCUUCUUGUAAUGGCGGCCCAGCCCAUGAGGCAGAACAAGUUGAAGUACCUCCUUCCCUCUUUUACACACACACACACACACACACACCUCUCUCUAUGUUGCUGAGAUCUGGUUAGUACUGCUGGAAAACUCACCCUCAGGUUGACUGAUGUUCACACACACAUACAUCAUUUGUGGAACUAGACUGAGAACUGGGCACUGUUGUUCUCCAAGCAACAAGCAUCGGAUGACAGACCAGCUCAACUCAAAUGUACGCACAGACACACACACACACAGACCAGAUGCAUGGACAAACGUCACCUUGUUCGAGACAGCCACAUGCUCACCAUGGUCUGGAUAAUCUGAAGAAUCGUUGUUAAAUAAUUUAACUGGGCUCCUGAGGUCGGCCCCAAGAAGUGGCUGGUAUCAAGGGUUUAUCUUGUCUGCCCUGGAUGUGGACAUGUUUCAGUCAUGGAAAACUGGGUAGCCAUUAAUGCCAGAAAACAACCACAUUUUACUGCCCACUAAAUGUGUCACAAUGUGGGGAUCGAUAUAAUAGACUUCCCUGUUUUCAGUUAUGUUAUUUUUUAAACUGUUGUGCUUUAUAUUACAUGUUAUAUAUCAUGUUAUUUUAAGUUAAAUAAAAAAGUGUGGGUAUGUAUGAAUGGAAGGAUGUGUGUAUGUGAGUGAGACUUAAUGCAGGGUCUCCACACUAGCUUUGACCAUGUCAAUGAUCUCCUGACAGGAGAAAAUAAGUUUACACUUUCCCUGAAGCUGCCAUAUAGUGUGCUGUUUCACAACCUACUGUAACACAUGACGUAACAGAUAGUGGCAGAUCAUGACAACAGCCAUUAUAUUAAACUUAUGACCAGACAUUACCUAGUAGUGUAUGUGUUAUGGACAAUGAAAUGCGAAGAAUCUCAACCAAGAGUCAAAUGUUUUACAUGUGUUUGAUCCAUUGUCAGACUGUUUUAUGUAGUGAAAAAUUUGUCAGGAAUAAUGCCAUUAUAACAGCAUUAUAUAGGCAGCCUAUGACUGCCGCCAUUAACAAUGAAGUUCUAAACUGAGCUGCUAUUUAAAACUCAAAAUGAGAGUUUGACGUGCUAAAAGAGUAAACGAGUAACAGGACUCAUCCACCUUUUAUAUGACUAUAAACUGAGUUUACAUACAUGAGCCAGGAUUCAAUCCAAGGCGCGUUAAAGACCAGCGUACUUUAACAGACUUUUAAAGGUAAUUUGUGCUUAACCUGACAUGCACAGUGUUUACCAUGAAUGCGAUCUCUGUGAACGUCUGGGGAAAAUGCCUUUAAAAGGUGCAUUGUCUGCUGUUUAGUCUGCUGCUCUAUAACUCACCCUGCCAAAAAUCUUGUUUGGCACAGGUUCCAUAUUUAUCCUGCCAGAAACGAUUGAACCGAUAACUCUACUUUUUGUCUAAAACGAUCCACUAAAGCAGAAAGAUGGAUGUAGGCCUUUCUUGUGAAGGAGUAACGAUCCAGCCCCAUUGGACAUAGAGUGGUUGCUUACUUCUGCAAUAUGGGCCAAUGUUUGCCUUGAAUAGGCACAGACAGACAUGCAUUCAAUCAAUUUACUAUUGGACAAUUAAGAAAGACAAAAUGUCUGUGCUAUAGGAAUGUUAAAAAAGACAUGGAUCGUUGUUCGUUCACCAUUGCUGUACUGCAGAUGCUACACCAUGAUGUACACACAAGUGUUUAGGUAGGCUUACAGAUAUUUGUUGCAGGAGGAGUAUUGUGUUUCUACACACAUUUUGCAUUCGUAAGAAUCAGAGGUUAUCCUAAUAGACAAGUGCUGUGUUUAAAUGUAUUUUAAAUUCCCUCUGGCUGCCAAAAACACAGUUUUUAUGUUCAAAUGCAUGUAGUUUCAGGUUGUGGCAGCCCUGUCUGUGGCCAAACACCUAUCGUUAAACAGUGCAAGGAUGUCAUCACCCUAUGAGCAGAACUUUAAAAGAAAGGAGAAGCACUUGAAAGCAAUAUUGUUUUUUGUACAGUUGUUUCAUUCUUCUUUUGCAAACAAAAUAUAAGAUGAUAGGAGAUGCCAGUCGAUCCUAGCCGACUGGGGAACUUGUCUAUAGUGCACUACUCUGGUUAAAAGUAGUGCACUGUAUAGAGAAUGUAGUUCCAUUUGGAAUGCUGCCCUUGUUUAAACGGCCACUUCAUAACAGCACCAAGAGACACUAAGAAGGACAUGGACUCCUCCCUCCCUGCCCAUGUACUUGAUUAUGUCCUCAUAAGUAGUUCCAUCCGCUUCAUAACUCCCCACAAACUCCUUUAGCGAUAAGACAUCCUUGUGCUUCCAAACUCUGCGCUUUCAGAAGAAUGUGAUCUUUCAAAACUGAUAUGGAUUUGGCAUUUUUUUAGUAUACAUUUUUUCAUAAGCCCACUUUGAACCUUGCCUGUCCUUUAGCUCCCAUCCCCCCCGAGUUAACAAAAUAACUACUGUGUUAUACCAUGGAAAUGGAGAUCUGACUGUUACUGUAUGUACACUCCGCUGUGAGAACAGAUCGAUUUGAGUUGAAGAGGUAGUCUUCCAGAAUAUCUGCUGCCAUUCCACCCUUUCAACUCCAUCUGAAUUAUGGCACAAUGAAAACAAGGGUUUGACAUGAAGUCCAUUCGCUUUACAAUCAUCUCAUAAUAACAAUGUUUCCAUGGGACAUAUUUAACACACAAUCAUUUUGUCUUGGAGUACUGUGUUCUACGUUGCGGCCAAACCAUAUGAAACUAAAUUAUAAUUAACCAACUACAGUACUUCAGAUGGAAGCAUUUUUCAUUCCACUAGAUUGCUCUUACAUAGGAACCAAUACUUUCUUUACCAUACUCUUAUUCUGUAUUCCUCUGGAAGUAACUGGGAGAUCCCUAGGUAGCUACAUGUUAACACCAUGGUAACACAAGUAAUCUAUCUGCAGGGAAGCCUCCCACUCUGUCAGUCAAACAUGAGUCAAGCCCCAGUCAGGGGUCUUAGCAACACCAUAUACCUUAACUAUGGCAAUGCUGACCAGGGUGGAGUGGCGUUAUGUUGUAGUGAAAUCUUUACUUAAUAUGUUUGCUUUAUGGACUUUAUCUCACUUCAUUCAAAGAGGUUGUUGCAGCUCUAUCUAUUUGAUGUAUUUAUUUACUUAUUUAUUUUUUAGGGCAAAUCAUACUCAAAUGAACUUUUUGUUAUUGUUGUUAUAGACGUUUUUCUUCUGAUACCCCUUAUUUUUGUACUAUACUCUUCUUAUUUUAUUCUAUUGAAUGAAAGGUUGUUGUUGUUUUUUCAUGAGAGGCCUGUGUUUGGUGUUGUUCUGUUGACUGGGGUAUUCUCAUUUUAUUACUCUGAUUUUGUAAAUAGUAUUUCAAGUUGUUAUGUACAUAGCAUUUCCACCAGAACUCAAAUGAAGCCAUAAACCGUAAUGUAUUUUAUCAAGGUAGUAAAAACACAAUGAUGAUGAUUAUGUUCAUUUAUGCAAGAACCCAACAAAUAAAAAUGUAUCAGAGCUA
Messenger RNA from Coregonus clupeaformis (lake whitefish), 8675 nucleotides. Its product is annotated as nck-associated protein 5-like. Lineage: Eukaryota; Metazoa; Chordata; Actinopteri; Salmoniformes; Salmonidae. The transcript is spliced from 14 exons. The record is from RefSeq and is a predicted model, not a curated record. Gene Ontology annotation, biological process: microtubule depolymerization; microtubule bundle formation. Bases 446 to 5110 code for a protein of 1554 amino acids. Gene Ontology annotation, cellular component: microtubule plus-end.